Asterias rubens (European starfish) is the source of this 3412-nucleotide messenger RNA. RefSeq names its product NMDA receptor synaptonuclear signaling and neuronal migration factor-like. The record is from RefSeq and is a predicted model, not a curated record. Gene Ontology annotation, biological process: regulation of neuronal synaptic plasticity; regulation of neuron migration. Gene Ontology annotation, molecular function: protein binding. NCBI's taxonomy places the organism in Eukaryota, Metazoa, Echinodermata, Asteroidea, Forcipulatida, Asteriidae. The transcript is spliced from 14 exons. Gene Ontology annotation, cellular component: nucleus; cytoplasm. The coding region runs from base 970 to 2241 and encodes 423 amino acids.
CUUCGCUAUGAAUAGCAGCUACGCACUUAAUAGAGAAUAAAAAUCAUUAACCCGCUGAACGGUUACGGACAACACACUGCAUGGCAACGUCUCACCACCGGUCAGACCCACAGACUUAAUAACAUUAAAACAAUCGAUAUACGUCUUUACGUGCAAAAGCAAACGUUUACGAAGAUUGAGGAGUUCAUCGAAUAAUGGUGCUAUCUUCUAUCGCCAAACCUGUGGAGUUGUUACCAUUGUAAAACACGGACUGGAGCUUAUGGGUGUUGCUGUUGCUACCAUAGUUCAUUGAGCUUCACAAGGUUGUUUUUUACUCAAGUUCCAUGAAAAUCGAAGUGGUGACUAGUAAGUGAAACAUUUGUAUAAUGUAUAGUGCCAAUAUGACGUUCACGUGUUGACAUAAGACUUUCACAUUCAACAAGUUUCCGUUCGCGAUUUUGGUCAUGCGACGGUAACGACACCAUUUUGGAGAAUAAGAUCACACUUUUUACAUCAGUUAACGGGAUUAAGUUUUGAGGCUUUCUUGUUGCAUAGUGCGGCUUGUUUAUCCUUUCUUCCAUUGAAGACAACUCGGAUCAUCUUCGCCUGGACGCUUCACUGUGCCGUGUGGUGAAUACAAGGUUCUACAAUCGGAUCAUCCCUUUUGGGAUUUAAUGAGAUAUAUCUCGCAAGUAACAGACCCAUCUGAAGCAAGUGUUGCGGCUAGACAUCUUUAUUAUACAUUGGUGAUGAGGUUGUCUAUAAACGUAUAACUUCAAAGUUCGCCAACUUUAGUGAGAAAGGGAUUAACAGUUUGCUGAAACUGCUCCAAACCAUAUUAUUCAAGACUUUCUCCUGAAGUUUGAGAAAAGGUCAAGAACCUAAGAUCGUAUGUGAGCAAGGACUCUUACUUAGCUUAGUAGCAACGAUUUCAAAGGAAUGAGAAGAUGACUAUGUAAGACAAGGACAGCAAUAGGAUAAACAGUAAUCAUGGGAUCAGGUUCUUCCAAGAAGAAACAGGAGACAGCAAGGAAGGUUACCAACGCGGUCAAUGUAGCCAAUGCUUUUCAGGAUGCGGGGAAACGGUCAGAAGAGAAGAGGUCUCUUCAGACUGCUGGAGACAGACAAGACGAAGAAAAAGGAGUAAACAAUGGAGAGGUUGUUCAUCAAGAAAUUUCAAAUGAAAAAGAAAAGCAACCACUUGAGCAGAACGGUGAUGCGAGUCACGUGGUGGUACCCGACCCACCAAUAGAAAACGGAGUAAAUGAUGACGAUGCUAAUGCUGAUGAGCUGAUGCUAAGCCAUGCAUCGGUUAAAAUACAGAGUGUGUUUCGUGGCUACCAAGAGAGAGCCCUAAGAAGAAAAGAGACUGAAAUGGCGAUUAAAAUACAACGGAUUUACCGACGUCACUCGUCUCAAAAGAAGGAGGUCACAGAAGCCGCUGUAAUGGAAACGAUAGCCGAGGUAACCCCUGUACCCGAAGAAGCACCGGCAAUAGAAGGGCCAGCACAAGAUAAUUGCGAGCCUGAUCCGUGUAAGGCCACCAAGGAAUGGCUCGAAAAAACACCAACUAAGACUAACGUUAAAAAACAGAUUGUUGGAGUUGGGCAACAGACCAAGGAGGAUUUCAUUGCAUUCCAAGACGAAAUCACGGAAUUGAAAUGGUACGCUGAACAACAGUUAGAGAAAGCUAUUUGUGGAAGUGAAUUCGUUGGGCCCAGAAUUGUGUUGGUUUCGUCAAAGGUGCCGAAAGGUGAUUUGUUGACGAAGGUCGUGAAAGACAAUGUUCUUAUAUUUCACUAUGAUUUCAACAAGGAUACGUUUGAUAAUUUGCUAGAAAAUAUUCAAGUUAAUCUCGAGGCUUUCAAACCGGGGAGUAAAGCUAGAUCGAUCUGCAUUUAUUGCCAGGGAGGUCCUGGCUUCCUGUACAUUCGAAGAGGAAAAGUCGUUACUGUCGCAAAGUUGAAGAAAGAAAGAGAACAGGAUCAAGUCAGGUUCUUCAAGGAAAUGGGCAAGCUCAUGUCAAAGAGAGAACCUGCAAAGUCUUUCAUACACGUGAUGGGGUGUAACAUGCUUGGAAACGAGAAAGGGGAACAGCUCUUUACUCAUCUUCAAGGAAUCAUGAAACCAAAUAUUGUUCGAUUUGAGGCACCCCUCGAACUAUCGCCUGCAGGUGUGGAAAUGAUUGAAACAUACUUCGACUUUGAGAAAUAUAAGACAUGGCGAUCGAACAAGCACCUGAAAUUAGACUUGGACUUAUAAGCAAUUCGACCGCAACGAAAGUCCUCCAUCUGCUGCACAUUUUAUGAAGUACCUCCAUUUUGAACGACCUGUGAUGUAUGUAAUGGUUUAUAACAAAACGAUUUUACACGGAUCGCAUUUUUUUUCUUCUGUACAUUAAAUUGCCACUGUCCAAGUGCUUUUCAAUGGGAGAAUUUCGUUUUCUGAAUCGAUUAAUAAAAAAGGGAAUCCUUAUAACAAAAAUCAGAAAAACUUUUUAAGGAUGGCAAGUCAAAAAGUGCAGCAAAAAUUGCGCAUGGAUCCGCCAUGUUCGUGUAGAGAGCCUUGACUUCGUACGUUGUAUCGUAUUGAUGUACAGUAUCUGUCUGGGAUGAAAGUGACAUAACUUUUGUUGGCAUCUUAAAGGCAACCAACAGCAGUGUAUGCUAUUUAGAACACUUUGGUUGUACACGAGUUAUUUUUCAGUGCUAUAGGAUCACGUCGAAUUGUGUACAUUUUUACAUAGCAUUUUUAAUUUGCAAUGCGAGUCGUUUUCUGUAAAUAUUGUCAGAAUGUAUAUAAUUUAUGUUGAGAUUUUGUAUAUUUAGUUAAUACAAUCCAUUUGUGCAAAGUUUUUGGACCAAAUAAGACCAAAUCUGUAUGAACUAAAGAUCUGUUUUGUAUGCUCGCUGUGGCUGUGAAAAGUUGUAGAAACGAAAUAAUUAUUAAUGCUGAAUGAAUUUACAACUUAAAUGCGAGGGAUUUAAAAGUUUAUCAAAAGGAUUGUGUUGUGAUUAGAAACUGGAUCCAUAUAUUUGAAAAUAAAUCCCAAGCAUUUUAAAAAUCAAAUCUCAAAGAUUUAAUUUUAAAUGUAAUAAUGAAUUGAUUCCUUAUUAAAAUCGAUUGGGUUAACUUUUCAACCCCUUCAAAUUUACGUACUUUUACGAUUGUCAACAAAACAUAAACAAUAAACAUUGUUUGAAACGUUAGUGCUAUAUACCAUUUGGUGUGACAUAUCUUUGAAACUUUGACAAGAGUCAGAUUUCUUUCUCUAAACUAAAAAACAUCAACAACCUGAGACCACAAAUUCUUCAAGAACAUGAUCAGUUUAUUGUUGUUCAUUCCAAUAGUUGAGCACAAAUUAAUCAACUCUGAUGGUAGAGAUAAGUUAUAAUAGAUGACAGACAUGCAACUUUCUAAUUGAAAAAAACAA